AUGAGUAAAGUCAAGAAACAUGCCUCGCCUGCUUCGCCCAAAGUGCGGAUAAUUGUACUAGAGACGGAUGAACCUCACCCCGAUACUCACGCCGAGAAGGGAAGUUUUGGGGAGAUCCUGCAUAGUCACUUCCAAAAAUCAGGUGCCGAUCAUGACCCUACGCUGGCUGUCGACACGGACCAAAAAUUCGUUGUAGAAGAGAAGGGAGGUACAGUUCCGACCUUUGAAGAAUUUGAGAAUUACCAGGGGAUCUUGAUCACAGGAAGCAUGUACGAUGCCCAUGCCGACAACCCAUGGAUUCUGAAGCUCCUUGCUGUCUUGAAAGAGCUGUGGGAGCGCCGGCCGGAUCUCCACCUCAGCGGCGUUUGCUUCGGCCAUCAGCUUCUCUGCCGGAUGCUAGGUGCUGAGGUAGCCCCGGCUCCAACUCAGGACUGGGAGCUCGGCCACUCGAGAAUCGACCUGUCUCCUGUGGGCAAGCAGCUGUUCCGCACAGACGACAGCAGUGUCUUUUUGCAUCAAAUGCAUCAGGAUCACGUCGUGACACCGCCCAGUCCCAAGUGGUCGAAUGGUCUGCUUAAACCGGGUACGAGGGUGGAUGUCUGGGGCCAUAGUAGCCACACCGAAGUACAGGGUGUCUACAUCCAGGGCCGGCUUUUCACAACACAGGCUCACCUCGCGUUUGACGAAGACAUGGUCAAGAGGCAGAUUCAGUUGAGGAUUGACAGCGGUGGCAUUGAGGAUCUGGAUCAUGCAGACAGGGCUGCGGAGACGGCACAUUGGCAACACGAUGGUGAUUUGGUUGCUGCUGCGAUCUUGAGAUUCUUUCACGGUGAUGAUGACAAUAUUAAAUAA
Messenger RNA from Diaporthe amygdali, 852 nucleotides. Its product is annotated as gmp synthase. Lineage: Eukaryota; Fungi; Ascomycota; Sordariomycetes; Diaporthales; Diaporthaceae. The coding region runs from base 1 to 852 and encodes 283 amino acids. The transcript has 2 exons. The record is from RefSeq and is a predicted model, not a curated record. Gene Ontology annotation, cellular component: cytosol; nucleus.